GCUUUGCAGGACAGUCCCCAGACUCGCUCUCUGCUAAGUGUGUUUGAAGAAGAUGCUGGCACCCUCACGGACUAUACCAACCAGCUGCUCCAGGCGAUGCAGCGUGUCUAUGGAGCCCAGGCUGUAGCUGGCUUUUAACUCACACCACAUGACCAUCACAUGAGCUGUCCUCAUAGCCAGAAAUCCUGCCUCAGGCCUCAGUGUUUCCUGCAGCAGAUGCUGGUGAGAAAUCUGCUUAGUGCUGCUGAGCUCAGCGACAGAUUCCAGCAGUGGGCGGGAGCAUUGUCAUUAGCCAGGCCCAGAAUGUUCCACCAGAGUCAUGACCCCAGCUCUGUGAGAUGAAGGAGUGUGUUAACCACUGGGCCCUAGGCACUAUCUGUGAUCAAACAUCUGGAGAGACCUGGCAGAAUCCAGCUGUGGACAGUGUCUUUGGGGAAGCAGCCACUAAUGAAAUGUGCCUGGCCACUCAGCAGCUUUCUAGGCAACUACUGGCCUAUGAAAAACAGAAUUUUGCUCUUGGCAAAGGUGAUGAAGAAGUAAUUUCCACACUCCACUAUUUUUCCAAUGUGGUAGAUAAGCUUAAUGUUCUCCAUACAGAGCUGGCUAAACAAUUGGCAGACACAAUGGUUCUACCUAUUAUACAGUUUCGAGAAAAGGAUCUCACAGAAGUAAGCACCUUAAAGGAUCUUUUUGGAAUUGCCAGCAAUGAGCAUGACCUCUCGAUGGCAAAAUACAGCAGACUUCCUAAAAAAAAGGAGAAUGAGAAGGCGAAGAGUGAGGUUGUGAAAGAGGUAGCAGCUGCACGGCGGAAACAGCACCUUUCAUCCCUCCAGUACUACUGUGCUCUCAACGCACUACAAUACAGAAAACGUGUAGCCAUGAUGGAGCCCAUGAUUGGCUUUGCUCACGGACAGAUUAACUUUUUUAAGAAGGGAGCAGAGAUGUUUUCCCAAAGUAUGGACAGCUUCUUGUCUUCUGUCACAGACAUGGUUCAGAGCAUCCAGGUGGAGCUUGAAGCUGAAGCAGAGAAGAUGCGGGUGUCUCAGCAAGAACUACUUUCUGUUGACGAGUCAGUUUAUACUCCAGACUUCGAUGUGUCUACACCAGAGGCCAACAGGAACCUCAUCCAGAAAGCUGGCUACCUUAAUCUGAGAAAUAAAACGGGCCUGGUUACCACCACCUGGGAGAGGCUUUACUUUUUCACCCAAGGCGGGAACCUCAUGUGUCAGCCCAGGGGUGCCGUGGCUGGAGGCUUGAUCCAGGACCUGGACAACUGCUCAGUGAUGGCAGUGGACUGUGAAGACCGGCGCUACUGCUUCCAGAUCACCACACCCAAUGGAAAAUCGGGAAUAAUCCUGCAGGCGGAAAGCAAAAAGGAGAACGAAGAGUGGAUCUGCGCGAUCAACAACAUCUCCAGGCAGAUCUACCUGACUGACAACCCAGAGGCUGUCGCCAUCAAGCUGAACCAGACCGCCCUCCAGGCAGUGACUCCCAUUACAAGUUUUGGGAAAAAGCAAGAAAGUCCAUGCCCCAGCCAAAACCUGAAAAGUCCAGAGACAGAAAAUGACAAGGUUGUCCCCAAAGCAGCAGUCAGUAUACCUGAGGCUGACCAGCUGAUAGCACCCGGAACGCCGAUUCAAUUUGACAUCGUCCUUCCAGCUUCAGAAUUCCUUGAUCAGAACAGAGUGGGCAGGCGGACCAACCCUUUUGGUGAAAGUGAGGAUGAGACAUUUCCAGAAGCAGAAGAUUCUCUUUUGCAACAGAUGUUUAUAGUUCGGUUUCUGGGAUCAAUGGCAGUUAAAACAGACAACACCACUGAAGUGAUUUAUGAAGCAAUGAGACAAGUAUUGGCUGCUCGGGCUAUUCAUAACAUCUUCCGUAUGACAGAAUCUCAUUUGAUGGUCACCAGCCAAACUUUAAGGUUGAUAGAUCCUCAGACUCAAGUAACAAGGGCCAAUUUUGAACUUACCAGUGUCACCCAGUUCGCUGCUCAUCAAGAAAACAAGAGACUGGUUGGCUUUGUGGUCCGCAUGCCUGAAUCCACGGGUGGAGAGUCUCUGAGCACAUAUGUUUUUGAAAGCAAUGCAGAAGGAGAAAAGAUAUGUUACGCUAUUAAUCUGGGAAAAGAAAUCAUUGAAGUUCAGAAGGAUCCAGAAGCAUUGGCUCAAUUAAUGCUGUCCAUACCACUAACCAGUGAUGGAAAAUAUGUACUAUUAAAUGAUCAACCAGAUGACAAUGAUGGAACUUCAAGUGGAAAUAGAGGCACAGAAUCUGAAGCUUAACUCUGUUGUGCCUCUGGGGGAAGAGCACCCAGGAAGGAGAGCUACCUCCUUAAGGGCUCUCAACUUCUCUGACAUACAGGCACUCCACCUGGCUUUAGAAUGCUGACAGUCGUUUGUGAAAUGUACUCUUGAUGCCUCGAUACUGAGACUUGGGAGGGAAACAGUAGGAAAUAGUUGGCAACAUUCCUACCCAUCUACAUGUCAUUUUAGGUGCUUUGUGGUAAGUCCUUUUCUUAGAAUGCAUUGUUCACUUUAUCUGAAUGUCAUCUCUGGUUUCCAGUAUCCUUUUUUAAAAAUGGCAAAGGCCUAGAUAUGUAAUUUGAUAAACACUAAAUAUUUCCUAUUAAUGUAAUCUAUUUUUGUACUUUACUUAAUGAGCUUUAAGUGCCUCUCAUUCUGAAAACUAUUUAUAAUCUAGCUUGUCUCAUCAUUGGACUUUAGCAUUCAUUUAUGCAGUCAGGGAACAAGCCUGCUGUGAGGCCCAAACACUAGCAUAAAUACAGGUCUACUGCUACAUCAUGCCAUCAACAGACUAACAGAUGAGUACUGCAAGACUUCUAAUUUUAGUCUGGGGCGUUAGUGAACCAACACUCAAGUUUACAGUCCUUAGAUAUUGAUCACUAACUUUAGUGGUGGAUUGCCAUGGACAGGGUAGCUCUACCAGUUCCUCUGUCUUCUGAGCCAGACCCUCCUCAAGGAAGGGAUAAUCUUAAAACUCACUUGAAGCACAGCUAGUUGUGGGGCUUGGUACAAAGUUCUUCUCUCCACCCUAAUACAUGUGGUUUCUGGCAUCUCAGCCCUUCCAUCAUCCCCUCUUGUGAAAAUUACAAUGGUCUUGAAUUGGUACAGUGUGUUUGAUUAUAACCAAGUUCAAGGAUAAUAAAUUAACCUAGCAAUGAAUGCUAGCAAAUAAAAAAUGUAACUUUU
Erinaceus europaeus (western European hedgehog) is the source of this 3209-nucleotide messenger RNA. RefSeq names its product adaptor protein, phosphotyrosine interacting with PH domain and leucine zipper 2 (gene APPL2). Gene Ontology annotation, cellular component: cytoplasm; endosome membrane. The coding region runs from base 339 to 2282 and encodes 647 amino acids. The transcript has 24 exons. The record is from RefSeq and is a predicted model, not a curated record. Lineage: Eukaryota; Metazoa; Chordata; Mammalia; Eulipotyphla; Erinaceidae. Gene Ontology annotation, biological process: signaling. Gene Ontology annotation, molecular function: protein binding.